AUGAGUGCAGAUGACAAGACGGAGACGGGGGCGAAGAUCGUCGCACGCAUGCUUAUCACACAGUACUCCUGGCUACUGAUGCUCUUCAUCAUUGCGCAGACCGCCCCGUUGGCAAUGCAAGUCUGGCUGGAGAGUUCUUCCGUGGCGGCCUUCCUUCGCGUUCUGAAGCAGAUGGUCACCUUGGCGCCUUUGCACUUUGUCUUCCAGGCGAAGAUCAUCGGCGCGUACCUGACAAACGAGAUCACGCUUGGAGGUGCGAAGUACCUUCCCACCGGUCGUGGUUUGCCUACAGAGCGGCGAGCCUUCCUGCGGCGAGUCGACGGUGACAAAAAGAAAGGUGGUGGAGGUGGCCUGUACAACGACUACGCUGUACUGGCACUCUACGACGGUGCGCAGCUGCUCAUUGCAUCCGUGAUGGUCCUGCUUGCAGGCGGCCUGGCAGUAGAGCAAUCGCUUCUUUGGUGGCUCAUCGCCUUGGGACUCACAAUCUGCUCUUGGCUGCUGGCACCAUUCAUCUUCAACCCGUACCAGUUUGCCUACACUCACUUCCUGUCGGACCUCAAGGACUGGAGGGACUUCUUCUUCCAAGACAGAGGCAAGCACUGGAUGUUCUGGUACGCAGAGAACCCGAAGAAGGCCGACACUCGUCUGGGCAUUGGCACAGGGUUGCGGACUAGCUCUAUGGAGGUGCUCAAAAGGGCCCUUUUCCUGGGCUGCUGGUACACCAUCCUCAAUCAGAAGGUGCACAUGAUGACGGUAAUCUUCGAAGGCACUUUCCGUUCUGCCUUCAGCAUUGCCUUAGUGGUCAUGCCACCGAUUGGCAUAGGGCUUGUCAUCUGCAUAGUGGCCCAAGUGAUGCGAACGGCCGGCUUCUUCGAUGGUCAGGAUCUCCAUCUUGGCUGGACCGUGCUGCUGGUUGUCAUUGCUGAUUCGGUAGAGACGCUCUUUUAUCUCUGGAAGCUCUUGAGCCUAAGCUGGUGGAAAUCCUUCACGGUCGGCCUGCUCCUGAAGUUCUCCUUGCUCUCCCUGUGCCUGGAAGCGGUGGAGUGCGCCUUCCGACUCAAGGGCAAAGGUCCCGGGCAGGCCAUCCAAAGAACGGCCAAGACGUGGCUGUAUGGUCACCGGAUGGCCCAAGACUUGGCCGUCUCUUCUCUAAUCUUUGGCGUGCUCUCGAUAGGGACCUUCUUCGACUGCAUCAAGUCGAAGCUCUGCGGCUGCAAAGGCUGCGGGCUGCACAACAUCCUGGUGUAUCGGGAUCCGGGGGGCGUGCACAAGCGACAGGUGGUGCGCAGGAACCAGAACGCGGGAGAGUACACGCAAGCAGGCGGUGAUGAGGAGCAGGCAGCGGCGGCGCCGCCUCAAGUGACAGCUCCCAGCUACAUCCCAUAUGAGGGCUACCCCUCUGCAGAGUCAGCAAGUGGCCGGGGACUGGAGUUCCAGGAGAGAGGCUCAUUUGUUCCACCACCCCCGCCGCAGGAAACUGAAGUCCCUCCACCUCCGCCGCCGCCCUCACAAUGA
Molecule: messenger RNA, 1518 nt
Organism: Symbiodinium pilosum
Lineage: Eukaryota; Dinophyceae; Suessiales; Symbiodiniaceae
Source: the annotation of a GenBank genome assembly